Molecule: messenger RNA, 4358 nt
Organism: Enhydra lutris kenyoni (northern sea otter)
Lineage: Eukaryota; Metazoa; Chordata; Mammalia; Carnivora; Mustelidae
Product: mannosidase alpha class 2A member 1
Exons: 22
Coding region: 766-4203 (1145 amino acids)
Biological process (GO): protein deglycosylation; mannose metabolic process; N-glycan processing
Cellular component (GO): Golgi membrane
Molecular function (GO): alpha-mannosidase activity; carbohydrate binding
Source: RefSeq, a predicted model, not a curated record
CGCCCGCCCCCUGCGCCCUCCUCGCGCAGCCGGGGUCCGGGAGGAGAGAGGAAGGGGCGCCGGGGGCGCGGGAGAGGACGGCGGGCGGACGCGCGCUCGGAGGAAACUCCUGCCGUAUCCGUUCGUCCCCUCGCCCAGGGUGCACCCCGGCCUGGCCUCGGCGGCGGCGGCCGCGCCGCCGGCAGCAGCAGGAAGGCGUUCUGGCGGAGGCGGUGCCGCGGGGGCGGGUCCGGCCGUCCCGGCGCUAAGUUGUGGGGCCCGGCUCCUCCCGACCCUGUUCCUUUUCCCUAGUCUUUUCGGACCUAGCUCGGUGCUGUCGACCCCAGAGCCGCUGAUCCCGCACCUCCUGGGUGAGGGGGACACGCCUGCCCUCGUCGAGAAAACUUUUCCUGCUGACUCGGUCGGGGCGGCGGUGGCAGGAAGUCCGGACAGCGACCUCUUCUCUGCCUGCCUUGCGCACGCUGCCGGGUGCGGGCGCUGAGCUUGAGAUCAAGUUUGCGGGAGCCCCUUCCGGGCUGCAGGCGGGUCCCGCCUUAGGAGGGACGCCCGACCCCAGGGAGGGCGGUGGGCCCGGGCGAAGGCGGGGGGCGUGUGGUGGCGCGGGAGGCAAGGUGCGGAGCGCGGUCGGGAUCCGCACCCGCAGCCAGAAGCGCAGAGAGUAGGAGCCCGGGAGCAGGGAGCCUCCGGCGGCCGCUUGCAGGAGUCCACAGUCCGCCUCCUUCUUCGGUGAGGACAGUGUCUUGGCCCCGAGUCUAUCGAGGAAAAAUGAAGUUAAGCCGCCAGUUCACCGUGUUCGGCAGCGCGAUCUUCUGUGUGGUGAUCUUCUCGCUCUACCUGAUGCUGGACCGGGGUCACUUAGACUACCCCAAGAGCCCGCGCCGCGAGGGCUCUUUUCCCCAGGGCCAGCUCUCAAUGUUGCAAGAAAAAAUAGACCAUUUGGAACGUUUGCUAGCUGAGAAUAAUGAGAUCAUCUCAAAUAUUAGAGACUCGGUCAUCAAUUUGAGUGAGUCUGUGGAGGAUGGUCCAAAAAGUUCACAAGGCAAUUUCAGCCAGGGUGCUGGCUCACCUCUUCUGCCAUCAAAACAACUGUCCCUUGUAGUGGACCCUGAAGACUGUUCAUUCGCUUUGCAGAGUGGAAGUCAGAAUUCAGAUGUGCAGAUGUUGGAUGUUUACAGUCUAAUUCCUUUUGACAAUCCAGAUGGUGGAGUUUGGAAACAAGGAUUUGACAUUAGCUAUUUAUUUAAUGAAUGGGACUCUAAGCCCCUUCAAGUCUUUGUGGUGCCUCAUUCCCAUAAUGACCCAGGUUGGUUGAAGACUUUUGAUGACUACUUUAGAGAGAUGACUCAGUAUAUUUUUAAUAACAUGGUCAUCAAGCUGAAAGAAGACUCACGGAGAAAAUUUAUGUGGUCUGAGAUUUCUUACCUUUCAAAGUGGUGGGAUACUAUAGAUAAGCCGAAGAAGGAUGCUAUUAAAAGUUUGCUACAGAAUGGUCAAUUUGAAAUUGUGACAGGUGGCUGGGUUAUGCCUGAUGAAGCUGCUGCACAUUAUUUUGCCUUAAUUGACCAACUAAUUGAAGGACAUCAGUGGCUGGAAAAAAAUCUAGGAGUGAAACCUCGGUCCGGUUGGUCUAUUGAUCCUUUUGGACAUUCACCAACGAUGGCUUAUCUCCUCAAACGUGCUGGAUUUUCUCACAUGCUUAUUCAGAGAGUUCAUUAUGCAAUUAAAAAACAUUUUGCAUUGCAUAAAACGCUGGAAUUUUUUUGGAGACAGAAUUGGGAUCUGGGAUCUGGCACAGAUAUUUUUUGCCACAUGAUGCCCUUCUACAGCUAUGACAUCCCUCAUACGUGCGGACCUGAUCCUAAAAUAUGCUGCCAGUUUGAUUUUAAACGGCUUCCCGGAGGCAGAUUCGGUUGUCCCUGGGGAGUCCCCCCAGAAACAAUACAUCUUGGAAAUGUCCAAAAGAGGGCUGAGAUGCUUCUAGAUCAGUACCGAAAAAAGUCAAAACUCUUUCGUACUACAGUUGUCCUGGCCCCACUAGGAGAUGAUUUUCGCUACUGUGAACGUACAGAAUGGGAUCAUCAGUAUAAGAAUUAUCAGCUGCUUUUUGAUUAUAUGAAUUCUCAUCCUGAGUAUAAUGUUAAGAUACAGUUUGGGACUUUAUCAGAUUAUUUCGAUGCACUGGAUAAAGAAGAUGUAGCCAUUAGGAAGAAUAGCCAAUCCAUGUUCCCUGUUCUAAGUGGAGAUUUUUUCACUUACGCUGACCGAGACGAUCAUUACUGGAGCGGCUACUUUACAUCCAGACCCUUUUACAAACGAAUGGAUAGGAUACUGGAAUCCCAUUUAAGGGCUGCUGAAAUUCUUUACUAUUUCGCCCUGAAACAAGCUCAGAAAUACAAGAUAAGUAAAUUUCUUUCAUCAUCCCAUUACAUGACACUGACAGAAGCCAGAAGAAAUUUGGGACUGUUUCAACAUCAUGAUGCUAUCACAGGAACUGCGAAAGAUUGGGUAGUUGUGGAUUAUGGUACCAGACUCUUCCAUUCAUUAACGAAUCUGAAGAAGAUAAUUGGAUAUUCUGCACUACUACUUAUUUUGAAGGACAAAAACUCAUACAACUCUUACUCUUUUGAUAACCUCCUGGACAUGGAUUUGAAACAAAACUCACAAAGUUCUCUACCACAAAAAACUGUAAUAAUGCUGAGUGCAGAGCCAAGGUAUCUUGUGGUGUGUAACCCUUCAGAACAAGAACGAAUCUCAGUGGUCUCCGUGUAUGUGAGUUCCCCCACAGCACAAGUGUCUUCUGCUUCUGGAAAGCCUGUGGAAAUUCAGAUGAGUGCAGUUUGGAAUACAGCAAGUACUAUUUCACAGACAGCCUAUGAGAUCUCUUUCCUAGUGCAGAUACCACCACUCGGACUGAAAGUGUAUACAAUUUUGGAAUCAGCAAGUUCAGACCCACAUUUAACUGAGUAUGUCCUGCAUAAUGGUAACAUCAAAGAUAAAGGAAUUUUCAACAUGAAGAAUGUAAAAAGUACUGACGAAGAUAUAAUUCUAGAGAACUCCUUCGUUAAACUUCGGUUUGGUCAGUCUGGGCUCAUGGAGGAAAUGAUAAAUAAAGAAGAUGGUAAACGGCAUGAAGUAAAAGUGCAAUUUUCAUGGUAUGGAACCACCAGUAAAAAGGACAAAAGUGGUGCCUACCUCUUCUUACCUGAUGGGGAAGCCAAGCCUUAUGUUUACACAGCACUGCCCUUUGUCAGAGUGCAACAUGGAAGGUUUUACUCAGACGUGACUUGCUUUUUGGAACAUGUUACCCAUAGAGUUCGACUGUACAACAUACAGGGAAUAGACGGACAGUCUGUGGAAGUGUCCAAUAUCGUGGAUAUCCGAAAAGAACAUAACCGUGAGAUUGCAAUGAGAAUUUCUUCUAGCAUAAACAGUCAAAACAGAUUUUAUACUGACCUGAAUGGAUACCAGAUUCAGCCUAGAAUGACAAUGAGCAAAUUACCUCUUCAAGCAAACGUCUAUCCGAUGACUACAAUGGCCUAUAUCCAGGAUGCCAAACAUCGCUUGACAUUACUCUCUGCUCAGUCUUUAGGGGUGUCAAGUUUGAAAAGUGGUCAGAUUGAAGUUAUCAUGGAUCGAAGACUGAUGCAAGAUGAUAAUCGCGGCCUUGAGCAAGGUGUCCAUGAUAACAAGGUUACAGCUAAUUUAUUUCGAAUACUACUGGAAAAAAGAAGUGUUGUGAAUAUGGAAGAAGAAAAGAAGUCGGUCAGUUAUCCUUCUCUCGUUAGCCACGUAACUUCCUUUUUCCUGAAUCAUCCUGUCUUUACAAUGACAGAAAAGAUCCCCGUGCCCACCCUUAAGCUGCUAGGUGAAUUCUCUCCGUUACUGUCGUCUUUGCCUUGUGACAUUCAUCUCAUUAAUCUGAGGACAAUACAGUCAAAGGUGGAUGGCAAGCAUUCCGAUGAAGCAGCCUUGAUCCUCCACAGGAAAGGGUUUGACUGCCGCUUCUCUAGCAGAGACACGGGGCUGCUUUGUUCCACGACCCAGGGAAAGAUUUUGGUACAGAAGCUUUUUAGCAUGUUUACUGUCACAAGUCUCAUACCUUCAUCAUUAUCCUUGAUGCAUUCACCUCCAGACGCCCGAAAUAUAAGUGAGAUCAACUUGAGUCCCAUGGAAAUCAGCACAUUCCGAAUCCAGUUGAGAUGAACCUGGCUUUCAGAUUUGGAUUGGGAAGCAUUGUCUUUUAUACACUUCUAGGUUUGACGUGCAAUAAGGAAGCACAUUAUUUUAGCUUCAGGCUACUGUGAGGACAUGAAUUCUGUGAUUGUUACUUUUUUUUUUUUUUUUAACCAGUAUAGAAA